Messenger RNA from Malania oleifera, 1127 nucleotides. Its product is annotated as acetylajmalan esterase-like. NCBI's taxonomy places the organism in Eukaryota, Viridiplantae, Streptophyta, Magnoliopsida, Santalales, Ximeniaceae. Bases 102 to 1127 code for a protein of 341 amino acids. Gene Ontology annotation, molecular function: hydrolase activity, acting on ester bonds. The transcript is spliced from 5 exons. The record is from RefSeq and is a predicted model, not a curated record.
CUUCCACUUCCUCUCUUUCUCUUCUUCUUCUUCGCCUUCUUCUUCUUGUUUUUCUUCUGAUUCCCAGUUAUUCCGUCGAUGCCCAUCCGCUUCAGAGUUGCAUGUUUGAUGCCAUUUAUCAAAUGGGCGAUUCCAUCUCCGACACCGGCAAUCUCGUUCGCGAGUCUCCCCUUGGUUCCUCCACCGCUUUUGCCCGCCUUCCCUAUGGCCAAACCUUCUUCGGCAAUGCCACCGGCAGGUGCUCCGACGGCCUCCUUAUGAUCGAUUACCUCGCGCUGGCUGCUGGACUUCCAUUUGUGAAUCCAUACAUGAACAGGGAUGCCAACUUUGGCCAUGGCGUCAAUUUUGCGGUUGCUGGUUCUACUGCUUUGCCAACCGAUGUUCUUGCACGGAAUGGCAUCGUCUCUUUGGUCACCAACACCUCCCUUCAUGUUCAACUCCAUUCCAUGCUUUCCCACUUCAAUUCCAUUUGUUCCAAUCAAAGAGAUUGUGUAGAGAAACUCCAAACAGCACUGUUCAUGGUGGGAGAGACCGGAGGCAAUGACUAUAACUAUGCUUUGUUUCAAGGAAAAUCUACUGAACAAUUGAAGAGCCUUGUCCCCAACGUUGUUGCCACCAUAAAGCAUGCUGUUGAAAGAGUGAUCGAAUAUGGCGCUGCCCGGGUGGUUGUUCCUGGCAAUUUCCCUAUUGGUUGUAUGCCAAUCUAUCUCACAGGCUUCCACACCAACGAUUCGGCAGCCUAUGACCAAUUUGGAUGCUUAAAAGAGUUGAACAACUUUGCAAUGUAUCACAAUGAUCAUUUGCAAAAGGCCAUCAAUGAAUUGGUAGGAAAAAACCCAAAUGCUAUCAUUGCAUAUGCCGAUUAUUAUAAUGCUUUCCUAUCGCUCCUUCAGAAUGCCCCAUCUCUUGGUUUUGAUGAGCUUUCUACACAAAAAGCUUGCUGCGGGAAAGGAGGGGAUUACGAUUUUGAUUUGGCCAACAUGUGUGGAGCUCUAGGAGUACCUGUUUGUCCCGAUCCUCACCGUCACAUCAGUUGGGAUGGUGUUCAUUUGACAAGCAAUGCGUACAAAUAUAUGUCAGAUUGGGUCAUCAAAGAUCUUUUGCCCAAGUUACAGUGCAUUUUCUAA